CUAAAAAGCAAGCCCCCACUCCUUUCUUUAAUUUUUCAGUGUAUCUUUAUUCAAGUAUUUCGCUUGCCCCUUUUCUCUUUCUUAUUAUUUUUGGAACCUUUUUCUAAUCAUCUCUCAUUUUUAUUCAGUUUCCUAACAUCAAUUGAAACUAGAAAAACUAUCAAUACAUUACCAAAACUAAGCAGAUUAGGACAACAAUAAACUACCGCCAAUUUUUUUUAUUGCAAUCAUGAGUGAUAGUGAUAUCCCAGAAAGAAUCGCAGCUGCCAGAAGAGAAGCUGAAGCCCUAAAAGAGCGUAUUAAACAGCGUAAAGAAGCUUUAGCGGACACAACAUUACAGGAAAUGGCAAAAGACGUCGAACCUUUGCCUCGUAUUGUCAUGAAAGCUCGACGAACAUUAAAGGGUCAUUUAGCCAAAGUCUAUUCCAUGUGUUGGGCUUUUGAUAAACGGCAUUUGGUAUCUGCUUCGCAAGAUGGUAAACUGAUAGUAUGGGAUGCUUAUACGACAAACAAAGUCCAUGCAAUUCCGUUAAGAUCAUCUUGGGUGAUGACCUGCGCUUAUGCUCCCUCAGGAAAUUUUGUUGCUUGUGGAGGCCUUGAUAAUAUUUGUUCCAUUUAUAAUUUACGAACACGCGAUGGGCCCGUUCGUCCCGCUCGUGAGCUUUCCGCUCAUAAUGGUUACUUGAGCUCCUGCCGAUUCAUUAACGAUCGUCAAAUCUUGACAGCAUCAGGUGAUAUGACUUGUAUACUUUGGGAUAUAGAUGCUGGUGUUAAAACUGAAGAAUUUGCCGAUCAUACUGGUGAUGUAAUGAGUCUAUCCUUAAGCAGUAAUCCUAAUAUAUUUGUCACAGGUGCUUGCGAUUCUACAGCAAAAGUUUGGGAUAUCCGUACUAAGAAAUGUGUGCAAACAUUCGUUGGACAUGAAUCAGAUAUCAAUGCGGUUCAAUUUUUCCCUGACGGAAACUCGUUUGCAACUGCUUCAGAUGAUGCUACAUGCCGUUUAUUCGACUUAAGGGCUGAUUGCGAACUUAGCGUCUAUUCUCAUGAAUCAAUCUUGUGCGGCAUCACUUCGAUUGAUUUUUCGCCUUCAGGACGAUUACUCUUCGGCGGCUAUGAUGAUUAUAAUUGUAAUGUUUGGGAUACUCUUAAAGGUGAACGCGUUGGUAUUUUGUCUGCUCAUGAUAAUAGAGUCUCCUGCCUGGGCGUUGCUGACGAUGGUAUGGCGUUAUGUACCGGUAGUUGGGACUCCACUCUAAAAAUUUGGGCAUAA
Messenger RNA from Mycotypha africana, 1270 nucleotides. Its product is annotated as guanine nucleotide-binding protein subunit beta. Bases 230 to 1270 code for a protein of 346 amino acids. NCBI's taxonomy places the organism in Eukaryota, Fungi, Mucoromycota, Mucoromycetes, Mucorales, Mycotyphaceae. Gene Ontology annotation, cellular component: cytoplasm; heterotrimeric G-protein complex. The transcript is spliced from 3 exons. Gene Ontology annotation, biological process: G protein-coupled receptor signaling pathway. The record is from RefSeq and is a predicted model, not a curated record. Gene Ontology annotation, molecular function: protein binding; signaling receptor complex adaptor activity.